This is a messenger RNA of Opisthorchis viverrini, 3314 nucleotides long. RefSeq lists its product as hypothetical. The transcript is spliced from 7 exons. Gene Ontology annotation, biological process: protein O-linked glycosylation via mannose. Lineage: Eukaryota; Metazoa; Platyhelminthes; Trematoda; Opisthorchiida; Opisthorchiidae. Bases 2042 to 3094 code for a protein of 350 amino acids. Gene Ontology annotation, molecular function: xylosyltransferase activity; glucuronosyltransferase activity. The record is from RefSeq and is a predicted model, not a curated record.
UGGGUAUGAAACUUCAGCUCAGGCCUCUUUGGUUGUGGGAGUCUUGAUUGGAUAGAAACAUUUUGGUAGACAAGAACAGAUGGAAUCUAUUGUUUGUAGAUGGAGAUGUGUUCUAUCUGGAACAGUUUCAAUAAACAGUGAUCUGAUUUAAUUAGGCGGCUAAUUACGUGGUUUUCUUAAAUCCUUGUCGGGAAAACGAACAAAUUUUUACCGAUAAGCAGACCGGAUAAUCCAAAAUACAAAAAUAGAGUGCAUUAAGAUUUCGCUGAUCUCUUCCUUGCGUAAGUACACGCCAGAAGCUAAACUAGGAAGGCACGGUGCCUCAUUUGAAAGUUGAAAUCUCCUCAUAUUGUCAACACUUUGUAGGCGAUUUGAACCAUUCAGCUGAAAAGUUGUUGAUCAUGCGGUCAAUCUACACGUGACCACGUGACGUAGAUUCCGCGACUGAAGAAUGAUUAGGGUUAUAUCAUGUAUGAGAGUGAGGUAUCCACUCUGCUGAUCAGCCUUUCGUGUCCGGGCGGUUUAGUAUCCCAUCAAAUCACUCUAGAGUUUCUUGGGCAUUUCAUCAAUUAUGGACCAGCUGUACACAGACUGACUUUGUUUACAGGAUGAAGUGCCUUUUGAAAUUCUCAGAUCUCCCCAUAAUAGCAGCCGUGAGAAUAAAGCGGAAUGGCACAUUCAUCCACGGUCACGUUCAAUCACUCACAUAAACAGAGUCCAGUGUACGUUCAAACACAACUUCAGUGCACACAAUCGGGUUGUGUGGUCGAAUAACACACAAAUGUGAUUGGACAGAGGUAUUCACAGGGUCCGGAUACAAAAAUCAAUGGUUAGUGGGACAACUCAAAUGUUUGGUUCAAAUUAACUGCAGAACCUGCAUUGGGUUAGCUGGGUCCCGGUUAAAUCUCUCGUCUGAGAUAUACUUCAACUGAGUGUGCUGCGAUAUCUCAGUUGUUGUGCCAACUUAAACAUGAGAAUGCCUUUGUACAGCGCAUUCGGUCGAGUCUUCCGUUGAAACCAAACUGGUGCGCAAAUGACCGUAUUUCCCUAAUUCAUAUAAUUUGAGUUGAAGUUGAACCUAAUGUUGAGGCUACACCUACCUGAUGACCACCAGUAAUAGACUGUCGAAGAGUUUUCAGUAAUCUUGUGAGUAGUAUGUUGCAGGGAGACGCUUCGGGUUAUCUUUGGGGGGCAACCAUAUCGAAGUUUACAAGAAAUGGACUCAUUUUCACCCUGAAGGUAGUCGGAUUCCGCAUGUUCAAUCCAGGGCUUUGAAUCCUACCUGAUGACACCAGUAAUAGACUGUCGAAGAGUUUUCAGUAAUCUUGUGAGUAGUAUGUUGCAGGGAGACGCUUCGGGUUAUCUUUGGGGGGCAACCAUAUCGAAGUUUACAAGAAAUGGACUCAUUUUCACCCUGAAGGUAGUCGGAUUCCGCAUGUUCAAUCCAGGGCUUUGAAUCCGAAAAAUGCUCUGUGUAGACCUUGGCCUCGCUUGUUCGGAAAAUGACUUGUCAUCUUCCCGUGAUUCAUCAAACUCACACCAGCUUCGCCAAAAACCGAUUUUUCUCCUAGUCAUUUUGAAGUUUAAUCGCAUUGCCGGUCCAUCUCGUUUGCUUCGCUUAUUUAUUUGACCCCGGAAAACAGAUGUAGAAAAAGUCUACCUUCACCGGGUCAGGCCUCUUAUUGGUAAUAAUAACAAAUGAGAUGAAUUCAUACCGUUUUCGAGCACCAAAUCAUCUGGCUGUUCCCUGAUGUAAUGCCAAAAUCCAAUUGGCCCGUCCCCGCAUUUCCGCCUAUAACGACGUCUGCUGGACAGUUUCUGCUGCAAGUGAGACGUAAGAAAAAGCCGUCUGACAUGUAUGCCUACAUGAUUCAUUUUGAAACUGGUUAGAAGAUGACUUGCAGACUUAGCUAAACGCGUUCUGCCAGUGAGCUUGGCCCGAUCCCAUUGGCUCAACGUUCGUGGGUGUUACUGUACGUCUGUGCAUGGCUCGAUGGAUUUAUAUUAGUAGACAUGUUUGAACGCAUACAACGAAACAAUCAUGAACAAGAGAGCAGGUUAUACUGCCGCUCUUCUGAUUUUAACUGUUUGCGCCGUACUGUUAUUCCAAUCACGGGGUCCAAUAAUCACGCUCCGGAAGGAAAGCAGGUUCAAUUGGAAAGUGGGACCGCUGACCUCCAAAGUUCAGAGUAAUGACACGAUCCACAUUACUCAGUUCAUCAGAGGCACACGAGCUGCACUACGGGCAAUCACAAUGUUAAAGAGUCUACUCUAUUUCCAGAAUCGUUUCCAUUCGAAUACCUCCAACUGCGCACCUUUCGAGCCUUUCGGAAACAGCAGCUGCGCCGAAAAAAUUCAUCCACCACAGAACAUAAUACAUAUGCAUUUGGUCUGCGAUCGAAACCUGUGGACAAUGCUCGAAUCCCAGCUACAAAACUGCAGUCUUCCCUAUUUGAAGUGUUCUUUCUACGACGUGGAGAGUUACGUUAAUUUCGCGCAGCGCAUUCCAAAUGGACAUAUUACGGGACCAACUCCAGUCGCCAAGCUCUGGAUCCCUUACAUUCUGCCACCCUGGGUGAUAAAAACAAUCGUGCCUGAUUCUGACAUGCUUUGGAAUGAGAACCCACUGAUGCUAUGGAAAAUCUUUGAGCAAUUCAACCCAACACAGAUGAUAGAACUUGCCUGGGAGCAACAGUCCUAUGAUCCACUGUGCAGUGAAGAUCAAAUAAAACCCCUCCCAGAAGUUUACUCCUUUUUGAUACGAAUGAAACCGGACUGGUACUAUCGCAUUCCAUGUGAAUGGAAUACGCAAGUUUAUUCUGCAGUUGCUGUACACUGCUGUCCCAUCAUCUGGCCCGAUAGAAGACCUGAUGUAUCCCACAGAUGCUUUGAUGUCGCUGACAACAAAUCGUUUGUAAUUGGAGCCCUCGUGCAUUAUGAUACACCCCUGAAACCAGAAGAACCUGGGUGGGAGAAUUCAGUGGUAGCUGGGACACCACGUUCCGGAGAUGUUCUUACGAUCGACCAAUUGCGAUCACGUUUUCUGGACGUUUACACACGAUUCCAAAGGAUCCCAAUGAGUUGCUUCGCUUGAAAGUCAAUCAAAAAUGCGUUUGCAGAAAAUUCGGGAUCUCUUAAAAUCGGGCUUUCUGAUGGGAUAUGGGACUGAACUUUUGAGUCCACAAAAUUUCUGGCCGGUGCAGCACAUCUACCUGUUCUUAACUUUUCCAAAGAAUUUAUCGUUAUGUUUUCACCACCAUUUCCUGUUUAAAAAUGGUUUACCGACGCUUAUAUCGUACAUAUAUGUAUAAUUU